GAGGAAGCGACCGGGGGGGGGGGGAGGUCCCGCCCUUCCUGUUCCGGUCCCGGCGGCGGAGGCGGCGGGCCGCAUGGGCAAGAAGAGGGGCGCGGGGCUGGGCCGCUGCCUGCUGCGGCAGCGCGGCCUGGAGCGCCGUGGCGCCGCCUCAUGGCUGCACGCUAGCGAGGUGGGCGGCGAGCGCGGCGCGGAGCGGCGGUCGGCGGCCGAGCAGAGCCCACUGGAGGAGUUCCUGGCCACGGCUGAGCUGGCGGGCACCCGCUUCGUGGCCGAGCGACUGAACAUCCAGUUCGUGUCCGCCCAGACCCGCACCGGCCUCCUCACGGCCCAAGAGGCCCAGCAUGUCCGACAGCUGCAGGAGGAGAACCAGCAGUUCCUGCGCAUCCCUCGGAGGCCACACUGGGAUAGGACAACGCGUGUGGAGGACCUGAAGCAAGCCGAGAGAGACAGCUUUCUGGAGUGGAGACGACAGCUUGCCCACCUUGAGGAAGAAAAAAAUUUAAUUCUAACCCCAUUUGAACGAAACUUAGAAUUUUGGCGUCAACUUUGGAGAGUCAUUGAAAGAAGUGAUAUUGUAGUUCAGAUAGUAGAUGCUAGAAACCCCCUCCUGUUUAGAUGCCAAGAUCUGGAAAAUUACGUUAAAGAAGUCAGCAGUGACAAGGAGAACAUGAUCCUGAUAAACAAAGCAGAUUUGCUGAGUGAAGAGCAGCGGGCUGCUUGGGCACGUUUCUUUGAGACAGAAGGUGUUAAGGUGGUGUUCUGGUCAGCCUUGGCAGAGUGCAAACGGCUAGCAGGAGAAGCUAAGGGACUAGACACAGAAGAUGUAACAGAGGACCCAGGUGAUUCUGAGUAUGAAAGCUCCAGUCAAGAAGAUGACAUAACACAAGAUAGUGCAGAAGGCGCAUGCACAGACAAUGCUUUCCAAACUGAUAAUGGAGUUCUGGUCAGUGAUGAUGACAGUAGUGAUGAAUAUGAAGACUGUGAAGAUGAUGAAGAGGAUGCCUGGCAAACCUGUUCUGAAGAUGAAGGUGGGGGCAAAGUAAAUACUACUGCCCCAAAAAGUAUGGAAAACAGAACUGAUGGUGCUGCAGUGCAGUGCAUAGUGCAAGAGCAGAACAGGAACAUCAGGAACUUCAGUCAUCUAGUACAAAGAAAUGAACUGCUGGAGAUAUUCAAAACCAUGCACAAUGGACCAAGGGUGAAGGCUGGGGAAGUAAACGUUGGGCUGGUGGGUUACCCCAAUGUUGGCAAAAGUUCAACUAUCAACACAAUCCUUGGAAAUAAGAAGGUGUCAGUGUCUGCUACACCAGGCCGUACAAAGCACUUUCAGACCCUGUAUGUGGAGCCUGGCCUGUGCCUCUGUGAUUGCCCUGGUCUGGUGAUGCCAUCUUUCAUCUCUACCAAGGCAGAGAUGAUUUGUUCUGGAAUUCUGCCUAUAGACCAGAUGAGGGACCAUGUCCCACCCAUUUCUCUAGUUUGCCAGCAUAUCCCACGAAACAUUUUGGAAGCAACCUAUGGAAUAAAUAUCAUAAGACCCAGGGAAGAUGAGGAUCCAGAUCGAAAGCCAACAGCUGAAGAACUGCUAACGGCACAUGGAUGUAUGAGAGGCUUUAUGACAGCUCAUGGACAGCCAGACCAGCCAAGAUCAGCUCGAUAUGUGUUAAAAGAUUAUGUCAAUGGGAAGCUGUUAUAUUGCCAUCCACCUCCUGGUGUUGAUCCAAAUGAUUUUCAGCACCAGCAAGAAAGAUGCCCAGAGAGCGUAACUGUGCAGGCCAGCGAAAAGGUGAAGCCUGAGAAGAAUACCAAAGCAAAACAAAUCGAAAAUGUGGUAGAUAAAACAUUUUUCCACCAGGAGAAUGUUCGUGCUCUGAUGAAAGGUGUCCGGGCUACAAUGGGGUACCGGCCUGGCAGUGGCCUUGUGUCUGUGACUGCACCCAAUUCUGAGAAUGCUGUAGGAAAACCCUGGAAAAAACAUGGAAACAGGAACAAGAAGGAGAAAGUUCGCAGGAUCACUAAGCACCUGGAGGCCUAGCUGUGGUGCUGUUAUCUGGUCUUCCCAGGUCAGGGACUGCACUGUCUUGCGUGCAUGAAUUGAGGAAGAAGAAUAAGUGGGCAUCACUAGUUCAUCUGAACUCUGUGCCAUGGAUUGGCCCAGGCAGGGGAUUGAGAACAGGCUCUGAUACUUGGAGCUCAUCCCAUUUGAGAAGAAAAGAGACCUGGCCAUUCGAGUCUUCUGGAGGUCAGCCAGCCCAGGCAGUUGACUGUUGCUGAAAAGCCCUUUCAGUGGGAGAAGAGAGAAGAUGGCACGUCGGAAUAUUUUUUCUUCUAUAAAGGAUGUAUUUUAUAGCUGCUGAGAUCAAACAAAGCCCUGUAAAACUGACUAAAAUGUUUAAAUAGUUGAAUCUUAAUGAGUGACACUUAUUACAUUUUGAGACACUAUCACUAGUCUCGUUUUUUUAAACCUUGUUGACUUGACAGAACACUUUAGUAUGUUGAAAAUUGAAGUAAAAGGAUCUUUAUUGCCCUCUUCCCUCUGCUCUACCAAUCCUACUCUGAAAUCCCAUACUGAAACCACAUCCUGUCUCUCAGCCUAAGGCAGAGCACGGCACUGUGAACCAUGAUGUGACACUGCUAGUGCAAUGGAAGUGCUGCUUUUAUGUCCUUCACACUGAGCUGGUAUCAGUUGUUUUUCUGUGUGACUUCCUGUUGGUAUCUUAAAACACUAGCCCUGUGCGACUGGCAGAAAACCUGGUGCUAAUUUGUCCUGAAACAUUUGAGUUCCUAUAUGCGGUUGUGUUCUGUCUCACUGAACUCUUACACACUGAUCUAAUCACAGAAGUGUCAUAAUGCCACCUUUUUACAUGUGCAUCACUAUUGGACACUAAAAAGACUGUACUGACUUGGGGGAUGCACAGUCUUACAGGUUUAAGUGAGAUUUACUCCAUGGCUGCCAUGCUGAGAAAAUGUUUGUGUACUUGGUCAGUGCUGUUCAUCCCCAGCCCAGCAUAAGGAGUAAUGAUAGUAUUGGAAAGGCUUGCAAGGUUGAUUUGUACUUUGCUUUUAGGUGGUGAAGCAAAGUAACAGAUGCAGGCACUCAUCUCUGAUACAAGGCAGUGUUCUGUCUCUUUUUUCUGUAUUUUUUUUUUUUUUUUAAUUACUUCUGUACUUUGCAGGAGAUACCAAGGCAGCUACUAAAUGGAGCCACAGCAGGCUUAGGGCAUGCUGACAGGCUUUUUUUUGGCUUUGUGACCCUUUGUCUGCUUGCCCUGUACUACCAGUUUCACUGCACUGUGUAUGUGAAGGGUCCCCCGACAGCAGAGCUCUCACCUUGGCUUCAGUUUCCUGUUGAAUCCCUCCUCUGAAGUUCUUAAUUACAACAUUGGAGGGAAGGUAUUUCCCUGCCAGCUGUAAAACUAAAGCAUAAUUUUAUUGAACUAAAA
Dromaius novaehollandiae (emu) is the source of this 3440-nucleotide messenger RNA. RefSeq names its product large 60S subunit nuclear export GTPase 1 (gene LSG1). NCBI's taxonomy places the organism in Eukaryota, Metazoa, Chordata, Aves, Casuariiformes, Dromaiidae. Gene Ontology annotation, molecular function: GTP binding; GTPase activity. Gene Ontology annotation, cellular component: cytosol. The coding region runs from base 74 to 2032 and encodes 652 amino acids. The record is from RefSeq and is a predicted model, not a curated record. Gene Ontology annotation, biological process: ribosomal subunit export from nucleus. The transcript is spliced from 14 exons.